AACCGAGAAUUGAAAUAGACAAAAAAUAACAAUUUAGAUAAAAAGUCCAAUAAAAAACACUGAUGAAAAAUUCGCUGCUAAAUUUCAUCCAUCGUAGUUGCAUUGACAAAAAAAUAUUAAACUCUUAUGACCACAAUUGUCAUUCGUUCUUGAUUAUUCUGCAAUAUUACACGUGCUUUAUUAUGAGUUCAAACGAGGAUUCCGAUUUGGAAGAAGCCGCCGAACGGGCACUUGGAAAAUUGAUACCAGCAGCUUCAAGGCUUAAAUACGAAAAAGCGUACGAAGAAUUGAGGAAGUGGUGUGAAUCAAAGCAUGUAAAGGAAAUCAAUGAGAAAAAGUUGCUCGCUUAUUUCGAUGUUCACUUGGGAAAAGUGAAAGCAUCGACCGCAUGGAGUACGUAUUCGAUGCUGAAAAAGACGUUACGGGUAAAGGAGAAUAUCGACAUCAGCACGUACAACAAUUUACGGGAACUAUUGAAGCGGAAAGAAGACGACUAUUUUGCGAAGAAAUCGAAAAUCCUGACGCUGGAAGAAAUUUAUCGAUUCAUUAAGGAAGCGCCUGAUGAAAUUUAUUUGGUGACGAAGGUUGCUCUCAUUAUCGGUGUGUAUGGUGCCUGUCGGCGAAGCGAAUUGUUGAAGAUGAGCGUUAAUCAUAUUGAGUACGGGGAGAAUUACAUCAGGAUUGUCGUUCCGAAAACGAAGACCCGAAUUGAUCGUGACUUUUUCAUCGACGUUGGUGGUGACCCAGACGUUAAUUUGAUCGCCAUUGUCAAACGAUACGCGGCACUGCGCCCACCAUCAGUUACUAUUGAACGAUUCUUCUUGGGCUAUCGCAAAGGAAAAUGUAUUAGCCAACCAAUCGGCAUCAACACGUUCGGAGGGUAUCCGAAAGCAAUUGCCGUGUUUCUAAACUUGCAAUCACCGAGUGAGUACACAGGUCAUUGUUUUCGCCGAUCAGCCGCUUCGAGAUUGGCAGAAGCAGGUACACCUCUAAUUGAUAUAAAACGACACUGCGGAUGGGAAAGCGACAGAGUGGCCGAGGGAUAUAUUGUAAGAUCUGAAAACAACAAGCGGAAACUGGCUAACAACAUCAUGGGAGCGAAUAAAAGAAAAAAGACCGAUGUUCCGACAGCUCAAGGCAAUUCAAUGGGAGCACAGACGAAUUGUGCUGCGAUUCCGUCGACUUCAAGCGCUGCCGAAUUAAACGAACAAUUGAUGGGUGAAACGAUGAAGCGUCGUACCAUUGCGUCUGAUUUGACUGAUGUGGAAUUGGGUGGGCAAUUGUUAGAUCGACAUACGAAUCAUGCUGCCAUUCCGGUAACUUUGGGCAAUUCAAUUGGAGGUCAGACGAAUCGUUCUGCAAUUGCGUCGACUUCAAGCGCUGCCGAAUUAAACGAGCAAAUGAUGGGCCUACCGAUGAAACGUAUUGACAUUCCGUCGACUUCAGAUGCUGGCCAGUUCAAUGAAGAAUUUGAUGAAUCUAUAUUUCGAUGCUUCAGUCAAGUUGUUUGCGAAAACAACGAUAAUCCGAUUACGGAAAGCUUGAACGACGAAAAUUGUGCGCCUGGUCCGGCCGAAAACUUCACCAUCGUUUCGAGUCAAACGCGUAAGGCUGUUCCAUCAGCGAAUACAUUCUCGCAUUUACAACAUUGUACCUUCAACAUUUACCAAAAAUAAAAUGCUUCUGCGAUAA
This is a messenger RNA of Bradysia coprophila, 1692 nucleotides long. RefSeq lists its product as uncharacterized. Lineage: Eukaryota; Metazoa; Arthropoda; Insecta; Diptera; Sciaridae. Gene Ontology annotation, biological process: DNA recombination; DNA integration. Gene Ontology annotation, molecular function: DNA binding. The record is from RefSeq and is a predicted model, not a curated record.